Messenger RNA from Maniola jurtina (meadow brown), 2033 nucleotides. Its product is annotated as phenoloxidase-activating factor 2-like. Bases 190 to 1476 code for a protein of 428 amino acids. NCBI's taxonomy places the organism in Eukaryota, Metazoa, Arthropoda, Insecta, Lepidoptera, Nymphalidae. The transcript is spliced from 10 exons. Gene Ontology annotation, biological process: proteolysis. The record is from RefSeq and is a predicted model, not a curated record. Gene Ontology annotation, molecular function: serine-type endopeptidase activity.
AAAUACUAAAUAGUCGAGACAAAAGCGCGCGAAUGCGUGCACGUUUCUCGCGUUCGGUCACAGAUAAAUAAUAAAAACUUUUUUUAAAAAUAUUUUUUAAUAUAUUUUAAAGACUUCAUUAAAACCUUAUCCGUGAUUUUUUUUUUAAAUUUAGUGUUAAAGUGACUGUUCAUAGAGGAUUUUCUCAAGAUGCUGUUACCGCUUCUGUUCUUGCUGACGGUGAAGGUCGCGUACCAACAGACCCCUGCAGUAGACCCCUCAUUGCUGGUGGACAUCUUCGGGACACCCCCCACGCCGACGAGACCUCCCAACCAACCCCCUAGACUUGAGGAAAUAACUGUAAGGCCUACAGAGAGCGGCGCAACGUUCACUGACAGCAACGGGGACGCGUGCCAGUGUGUGCCUUAUUACCUGUGCGAUAACAACCUGAACGCCGCGUGGACGAGGAACGAGAGCACCGGCUGGGGAGUGCUGGAUGUGAGAUUCGGUGCGAACGAUGAGUGCCAAGAGAGCGUGGAGAGAUGCUGCAAGAACGUCCUACCAGAGCCCGAACCUGAGCGGCCUGACCCCGGCAAGCUGAGGGGCUGCGGGUACAGGAACCCCAACGGCCUGGACUUCCAGAUCACUGGAGGCAACGGCAACGAGGCGCAAUUCGGCGAGUUCCCGUGGGUGGUGGCUCUGCUGGCCUCCAACGGCACAUACGUUGGCGUGGGCGUGCUCAUCCAUCCUCAGGUCGUGCUGACCGGCGCGCACGUCGCCAACAAGUUCUCUGAAGACGACAGUGAAGAAUCUGGAGAAUACUAUAUUGACAAUGGAGAAGAAGGAGGCAAUGGUGAAUUUAAUUUUCCAUUGCAGCCAGGCUCGCUCAUAGCCCGCGCUGGGGAGUGGGACACACAGACAAACAAGGAGAGACUGAAGUCGCAGGAGAGGGUAGUCGACGGCAUCGUCAUACGAGAAGACUUCAACCCCAAAAACCUGAAGAACGACAUGGCGCUCCUGCACUUGGCGUCACCGUUUGAGCUGGACAAGCACAUCAACAUGCUGUGCCUGCCCGAACAGGACGAGGACUUCGACAACUACCGCGGCUGCGUUGCUAAUGGUUGGGGGAAGACUGUGUUCGGUCGCCAAGGUCGGUACGCUGUGAUCCUCAAGAAGGUGGAGGUGGACAUGGUGCCUUUCGCGAAGUGCGAGAGCCAGCUGAGGCGGACCCGGCUCGGGAACCGCUUCCGGCUGGACAAGAGCUUCGUCUGUGCUGGUGGUGAAGAGGGGAAGGAUACUUGCCAGGGCGACGGCGGAGCACCCUUGGCGUGUCCCGUGGGUGGCGACCGCUACCGGCUGGCGGGGCUGGUCGCGUGGGGCAUCGGCUGCGGACAGAAAGACGUGCCCGCGGUGUACGCGCGCGUAGCCCUGUUCCGGCGCUGGCUAGAUGGCGUCAUGGCCAACUGGGGCUUCGGCGCGGAGGCCUACACCGCCUAGAGCACCGCUAACGUCUGGGGAACUUCAAAAAAAAAUCUAAUCGUAAAAAUUUUGCGCUCGCUGCGCUUGCGUUAGUAUCAUCAUUCCAUUCCACCAGUCUGUAUGCGUCCAACGCUGGACAUAGGCCUUUCCAAGAGCGUUCCAACGCUGGCUAGACGGCGUCAUGGCCAACUGGGGCUUCGGCGCGGAGGCAUACACCGCCUAGAGCACCCCUAACGUCCAGGGAACUUCAAGAAAAAAACAAUCGUAAUUUUUUUGCGCUCGCUGCGCUUGCGUUGAUAACAAUACUGCCUUCAUUUUCAAAAUCUUGACGUUUAGUGACGACAGAUUGAUUUUAUUACUAUUGUCUCAGCUGCAUUUUUUUUUAUAUACCUAGCACUUAUUUGAUGAUUUCUAUAGAUAGUGAUACCAUAGACAAAAAUGUAAUGAAAUACAGUACCUACCUUUAGCGUCUCAGAUUGACCAUAAUGAAAUUAAUGUGAUAAAUAACUUUAAUGAACGAUAUAUUGUGAUUUUCUACGACGUAUUUUUUAUAAUAAAUAGUUUACUUUGUAAAA